Molecule: messenger RNA, 1471 nt
Organism: Epinephelus moara (kelp grouper)
Lineage: Eukaryota; Metazoa; Chordata; Actinopteri; Perciformes; Serranidae
Exons: 6
Coding region: 640-1290 (216 amino acids)
Biological process (GO): regulation of heart rate by cardiac conduction; sodium ion transport; cardiac muscle cell action potential involved in contraction
Cellular component (GO): voltage-gated sodium channel complex
Molecular function (GO): sodium channel regulator activity
Source: RefSeq, a predicted model, not a curated record
UUUUAGCAAAGAUACUAUUUUAGGCAAGCAAAGGUAAUAUCCAAAGCCUUUACAACAUUUCAUGCUAUUCAUUAAUGACUGCAGAUAUUUAUGAUAAAGUGCCAUUAAAAAGAAAAACAUAAUCUUUAGGAUGUUGGAAACUUUACCUGUCUGAGAGAACUUUCCUUUGUCAGUCUAUAAAUCAGAAGAAACAUGUCUGUAGCCCGGCUUUAGACGGUCAAGCUGUCAUGGAUCAAAUCUCAUCAUCUCAGGUUUCCUGCUGGCUUUCAACACUCACAACGUCCAACUCUCCUGGAUUCACACGCUCUAAAUAUAGCUGCCUUAAAGUCAGACAGGAUUGCAAGGGAGGCUUAAAACUACUGCGAAGAAACACGGAGACUUAAGUGAAUUUUAAUAAACACUUUGUAUGUUCUGAGGCAUUUUGGGCCUUUGUGUAAUGCAAGGUUGUUGAACUAAUGGACUGACACUCUGGAUUAAAGGACGGACUGGCCUGUUGGGAAGACCAUGGAAUUAAUCAGGAACCAAGAGGCAUUAUGUCAGUAAUGCAGUCUUAAUCGCCACAGAUAUUUCUCCAUACGUUAACGUCAAGAAAAGUUCAAUAUUUUGUUCAGCGGGUGGUUAUAAGUUGCUCCAGCAGAAAUGAUAUGCAACUUGUCUCUCUUAGUUGUCUUCAGUCUUUUUGUGUCUCAGUGCCACGGUGGCUGUUCGGAGGUGGACUCCCUGACUGAAGCCGUGGCUGGAGAAGGAUUCCUGCUGGGCUGCAUCUCCUGUAAGAAAAGAGAGGAGGUGUCUGCCCGAGCUACUGUAGACUGGCACUUUAAACCGCUGGGAGAGGAGGAGUUCAGUCAUAUUUUCCACUAUGACCAUCCCAGUGCUAAUAUCCUCCAAGAAGAUUUCAGCAACCGUCUGGAGUGGCAUGGGACACUAAACAGUGAUAUUCAGACAGGAUCCAUUUACAUUAAUGACGUCGUCUUCAAUGACACGGGGACGUACCGCUGCACCAUCCACCGCACCCUCUUCCUGCCGCAGUAUGAUGAGCACGUCACUGUGGAGAAGGAGGUGGAGCUCAGCGUGGUGGCUGUAGCCAAUCGGGAGCUGACUGCGGUGAUCUCAGAAAUCAUGAUGUAUGUGCUGAUCGUGGUUCUGCAACUGUGGCUAAUUGUGGUUCUGGUCUACUGUUACAACAAGAUUUCGGAGGAGCACGAAGCUCGGGAGGCCCGUAAAGCUCUCAAGGCUCAGACACAGCUGUUAGAAUCAAAAGACAACUGUGACGGGGUGCAGCUGGAGUAACAUUAAUGGUAAAAAGAUCAUCUCUGCAAGGGCCACGCUUAACCACCAUAACAUGAUUUUACUAACAAAGACACAUCUACUGUACAAGAGGCUGAUUUUAAAUGGCUUGGUCACGCUCAGUCAUUUAUGAAAACUGUAAGAUUAACUAUAUUAAAGGGAAAUUUUGGUUUAUUUCAACCUG